Molecule: messenger RNA, 1753 nt
Organism: Topomyia yanbarensis
Lineage: Eukaryota; Metazoa; Arthropoda; Insecta; Diptera; Culicidae
Product: mitochondrial thiamine pyrophosphate carrier-like
Exons: 3
Coding region: 793-1722 (309 amino acids)
Biological process (GO): thiamine pyrophosphate transmembrane transport
Cellular component (GO): mitochondrial inner membrane
Molecular function (GO): thiamine transmembrane transporter activity
Source: RefSeq, a predicted model, not a curated record
CUGUGAUUAUAGUAAACAAGUUGAAAGGCUUUUGUUUUGAUUGGUAGUGAAACCGGUUUGCUUCUGUCCUGUGUGUCGUGCAGUCAUCUCCAUCAAAACAAGAAGGCAUGCAUUCAUGCGCAGUGAAGAGUGUCCCUACUCCGAUACCUACCUUUUCGUAUAAACAUAUGUUCCCAUUUGAAGAGUAAAUAGUCAACAGAGACAUAUAUCUAUCAUCAAUUGACCAUGGUUUGUUUGCUCGGAACACUAGUGAAAUACAAUACAUAACCAAUUUGUGGACAAAGUUGUCAGUUCUAAAAAUAUUCCUAGUCCACAUGGUUGAUUUCAUGCUGAAUAAGCGAAUGAACGAUUAGUUUGGAAAACGCUUGUGUCGGGUGUGGGUGCUAAAUUUGCUACAUUAUGGCAACGUAACACGUGAACUUUUCCCGUGUGAUCCAAGUGUUGUAAAAACAUCUAAGAAAGAAGGUAACAAUACCGAUGGCUUCGUUUGGAGCGCCAAUAACUUCGACUGUAUUGAAUGCGAUUGACCUCACAUAUCAACAUCGAUGAAAUAAAGAACGACAUGGAAUCAUCGUAAGCACAGGGUACAACGAUUAUUGGCAGCUACACGGCACAGUGAUGUGCUAACCUUAAACAAAGAAGAAAUCAGCAUUGAAAGUUGUGAUAUAACACCUACUGUGGGUGCAAGUUGAAGGAAGAAAGGAAAAAAAAUCGGCCGAAUCUCUUGUAUCCUACAAACUUUAUCGGUGAGACUGAUAAGAUCCGCGCAGCCCUUGAGUUAGGUGAUAAAUAAUGGAUCGUGAAAAGGAUGAUAAGUCUUCCAAUACGGGAAUCGCUGGUGGAUUCGCUGCCUGUGUUACACGGUUCAUUUGCCAACCGUUGGAUGUGCUGAAAAUCCGUUUCCAGCUCCAGGUAGAACCACUCAGCCAGGAUCACAUGACUUCCAAAUAUCGCACUAUUGUGCAAUCGACAAGACUGGUCUAUCAAGAGGAAGGACUGCGUGCCUUCUGGAAGGGUCACAACCCUGCUCAGGUGCUUUCUAUCAUCUACGGUGUAUCUCAGUUUUCUUCCUAUGAACAUUGCAAUCAUCUGCUGAGAAAAAUUAAAACUUUUGAGGAACAUCAGAAUGUACGGAAUUUUCUCUGUGGUGCUCUGAGUGGCACGGUGGCGACUGUGAUUACACUACCACUAGAUGUGGUUCGAACACGACUGAUUUCGCAAGACCUUAAUCGGGGGUACAAAAAUUCUGUUCAAGGGUUAAAACUGAUCUACAGAUAUGAGGGAGUCAAAGGGUUAUAUCGAGGCUUAGGCCCCGCUGUUCUUCAAAUAGCGCCACUAACGGGCGGUCAGUUUAUGUUUUACAACAUUUUUGGCAGUAUGUUCCGGCAGUAUUUCAAUAUAAGCACAGGCGAAACGCUCCCAGCAAUAGAGACUUCUCUUUUUAUUUGCGGAGGACUAGCAGGAUUAUGCACGAAGUUGCUCGUGUACCCACUGGAUCUGGCUAAAAAGAGACUGCAGAUUCAGGGUUUUGCCAAAAGUCGACAAACGUUCGGUCGACAUUUUGUUUGUCACAACAUGUUCAACUGCAUGUAUAAUAUAGUCAAGCAGGAGGGUUUCGUAGGAUUAUACAAGGGACUGCAUCCGGCCCUGCUGAAAGCGUGCUUUAUGUCCGCUUUCUAUUUUGCAAUAUACGACGAGAUGGUGUGGAUCUUGAAUCACUGAUAGAAAGGUAAGCGGUGAUUUUAUAAUUUGU